AUGUCACUGCGCGGUGGCCGCGGGCUGGCGGCCAUCUCCCCUCUGCCCUCCCCGGGCACAGCCGCGCUCACGCCGCUGUCACUGGAUAGGGCUGACCCGGCGGUCCCGGACAGGUACCAGGACACCCCUCAGAGGGGACGCGGGGCGCUGCCCCUCCCGCGGCUGUGGCACACGCUGUCCCCGGAGCCGCUGGCCUCGGACUGCCCCGGGGACUCGGUGUCCUCGCAGCCCACGGAUACAGGUGAGGGACUGCGGCUGCUCCGCCCCACAGCCGUCCCCAACCGCUGCUGGCUCUGGGGUCGUGCCGAAGGUGUGGGAGGGGGGUCCGAGGGGCUCGAGGCUUUUUGGGGAGUGAUGGGCAGGAGCCCGUGCCUGCGGUCCCUGGGGCUCGGCCAGGAGCCGCUCCGCUGGGGACCCUGCUCGGGCUUCCAGAAAAUGAUGCCGAACUCUGGGAGACGUCUCAAAGACAGGAAGCUCCUUGGCCCGAGGAUGCACUCCUUGCCGGAGGGCUUUGGCCCCAAAAAGCUGCAGAGGCCAGGCCAGCGGGACCGGCUGCCCGCCGGCCAUGGGGCUGCCAGGAGCAACCUUCUUGCCAAGAGCCCUUCCCGAGCCCUUCCCGCACACCAGAACUGCUGGCAGCAGCACGGGCUCUCCCCACAGCGUGCGGGGAAGCGCAGCCAGUGCCGGCAGCUCUUCCGCUCGUCCUGGCUGCCCGGCAGUGUCCCCAGGCCCGUCCUGAAGCGGGGACGGCCCUCGCACAGGGGCACCCCUGUCAAGGCUAAGAAGCAGAAGAGGGUGUCUGGCAGUCCUGACCAGGAGGCGUCGGUGCAGUUGGGAGUGGGGCUGGAGCCUUCCAGAUCCGCCCAGCUUGAGGAGAUGGAGAAAGUGCUGGCCAGCGAUGAGCAGGAGCUCAUUGGGGACUUCUCCAUGCCUCACCUCCUGCCGACGGUGGAAGGGAAGGACCCAAGCCUGAAGUACAUCUCCCCUGGCACGCUGGUGGCAGUGCUGACGGGGCACUUCAGCAGCUUCCUCGAGAGCAGCAUCGUGGUGGACUGCCGGUACCCCUACGAAUACGAGGGGGGCCACAUCACGGGUGCUGUCAACCUGCCGCUGCAGCGGGAUGUGGAGGAAUUCCUGCUGGAGCAGCCCAGUGUGGCGCUGGACAGCAGCAAGAGGGUGAUCGUCAUCUUCCACUGCGAGUUCUCUGUUGAAAGGGGCCCCAAAAUGUGCAAGUUCCUGCGGGAGAGGGAUCGGUCCUGCCACGAGUACCCGCAGCUGCAGUACCCUGAGCUCUACGUCUUGAACGGGGGGUACCGCGAGUUCUUCUUCCAGUUCCCGAGCCACUGCGAGCCCCGGGACUAUCGGCCCAUGGCGCACCCGGCGUUCAAGGAGGAGCUGCGCAAAUUCCGCGGGCAGAGCCGGCGCGGCCGGCGGGAGCUCUUGGUCCGCGGGCGGGACCUGUGA
Cinclus cinclus is the source of this 1464-nucleotide messenger RNA. Its product is annotated as M-phase inducer phosphatase 2-like. Bases 1 to 1464 code for a protein of 487 amino acids. Lineage: Eukaryota; Metazoa; Chordata; Aves; Passeriformes; Cinclidae. Gene Ontology annotation, biological process: G2/M transition of mitotic cell cycle; protein dephosphorylation; positive regulation of G2/MI transition of meiotic cell cycle. The record is from RefSeq and is a predicted model, not a curated record. The transcript has 12 exons. Gene Ontology annotation, molecular function: protein tyrosine phosphatase activity. Gene Ontology annotation, cellular component: nucleus; cytoplasm.